Molecule: messenger RNA, 679 nt
Organism: Hibiscus syriacus
Lineage: Eukaryota; Viridiplantae; Streptophyta; Magnoliopsida; Malvales; Malvaceae
Exons: 3
Coding region: 36-539 (167 amino acids)
Source: RefSeq, a predicted model, not a curated record
AAGAUUAUUAUUUGUUGUUUGAAAUUUGGGAUAUAAUGGAGUCUUCCAUGAGAGUUCCAUCUCCAAUAAUAUUUCCCAUAAAUUCAACACCGAAACUGAAAAAAUUUAACAAAAUUUCUUAUGGUUUUGGAUCUAGUGGAUGCAACUGGAUUUCUAAAAUAUACGCAGUUCGUUCCAGUGUCCCUGUUUCAUCAUCAUCUUCUCAUGAGGAUGAGUCAAGGUCAGCGGGGGAUGCACAAAGACGAAGAAGCAGUCUUGAAUCACUAUUUUGUUAUGAUAAACCUAUGCCUGAGGAACGAAUUGAAGAACCAGUUGGGGUAUCUUUGGCUGAAAAAAUAGUUGGAGAUAAUCCCCGUUGCACGGGUUGUCAGGCUAAAGGCGCUGUCCUUUGUACCACUUGCUCUGGGUGUGGAUUAUAUGUGGACUCGAUAUUGGAGAGCCAGGGUAUCAUUGUCGAAGUCCGCUGUCUAGGUUGUGGAGGAACUGGCAAUAUUAUGUGCUUGGAAUGCGGUGGCCGAGGUCAUCUAGGACCCAAAUAAUUUGCCGUUGGCCUCCUUACCUCUCCUCGGAAAAUUUGCUCUAGCCCUUUAUAUGUAUCAUUUACGCAUUGGAAUUUCAUUUCUUCUAGUCAUGUAAGCCGUGAUAAAAGAAAUUCAACAAUGUAAUUUGAUUCAUGCCA